AUGGAGCAGGAAGAUGUUGCUGAUGUGGUGAAAGUUGAAGUUGCCCACAUCUACUUUGACAUUGUGAAGUGGGUUGAGGAGAAGGAAAAAGUGAAGCUAUUGGCCAGUGUGAAGAAUUGGAUCAGCAAGAGCUUUGUUCCAGUGCUGAAGCCAGUGAAGAAGCCAGCUGAGUUCAAGGCGAAAGUCGCAGUUGAUAAACAAUUCAGGGAUACACUCAUUCAAACGGCCUUCAGAAUGGCGAAUGAGUGGGUGUUUGAGGACCCCUUGUGUCCUCCCACCAAGCCCAGCCAUUUGAAGCAAUUGGUCGCAUGGUGGAGGGAUGUGAACCUGGCCAAAGUGUGCUUGGCCAAGCCUGGAAGCAAAGUGGUGAGUCUCUUUAAGUAUGUCAACUCACCCCAGGCACAUGUGGCUGCAAAGAAAAAGGCAAAGAAGAAAGAGUUCAAAGAAUGGGACAGUGAACAGGAUGGCGAACAGGACAGCGAAUGGGACGGCGAAUGGGAUGGCGAAUGGGAUGGUGAAUGGGAUGGUGAAUGGGACGAUGACAACAACAGCAACAAGGACAACAACAACAAUAUCAAUAACAAGUACAACGAUGACGACAGUGACGACGGCGACGGCGACGGCGAGGAAGCCAGCCAACCAGACACUCACCCAGAGGACGUUGCAUUGCCGCCAGCAAGAGUUGCUUGUGGCAACACAAGUUCACUGGUUGUUAUGAAGAACUCCUGCGGAGUUAAGCGUACAGGUCCAAGCACAUACAAUGUGGUGCCAAAGAAGACAUGCACCAAGUCGGCCUCCAGCAGCUCUCAUGAGGAUUCAGAGGACCAGGAAUCUUCACUUUGCAGCCAACUGGCGGCAUGGCUAGCAUCACCAGAGGGCUCGCCACUGUUGUGUAAGCGCAAGUGUGAUUCGUUGGUCGACGCUGAGACCACGACACGACCCCAGCCUCCGGCCGACGCUGUUCUUUGUACGAAAAAACAACAAACUACGUCUGCAUCGACCCAGGAGCGGUCGACUCAAGGGGAUGACCAGGCCGCGAGUGCUGCAAAGCAACUCACGCGCCUGGCCAAUACGCAGCCCGGCGCCCAGCAGCCUCGCCAAGAUCCAGACAAGCCGACCGAGGCCGAGAUUGACUCGGUCUGCGAGCACUCGGCCCCUAGGAAGAGCGGGCAGAAGUGGGUGCUGACCAAACGCGCACUCGAACACGCCCAGCAAUCACCUGCCCCUGCCCACGUCAACGACGACCUGAAGGUGGUCGACGGGGACAAGCUCCGCCAGCGGAUUAGCAAUCUGCCCGCCUGGGCUGUUCCUCCGCCUGCAGCCCUAGAGGCUGCGAUCAGAUCCGUAACGGGCGCGGACGACUUAGAGUGGGACCCCAUGGCGAAUGGAACCAUUGCGCUCAAGUUCGAUAUGGAGCAAGUCUGGAUGGCCCGCCGGAACAUCAAGAUCUACAUCGCCUACAGGCCUAGUACGCCAACGCCACAGUACAUGCGUAUUCACUAA
Acanthamoeba castellanii str. Neff is the source of this 1503-nucleotide messenger RNA. RefSeq lists its product as uncharacterized. Lineage: Eukaryota; Discosea; Longamoebia; Acanthamoebidae. The transcript has 8 exons. The record is from RefSeq and is a predicted model, not a curated record. Bases 1 to 1503 code for a protein of 500 amino acids.